AUGUCUGAUAGUAAACCUUCUCCUCGAAAUCAUGGUAGAUAGAAGACAAAGACAAGUAUGACAAUCUUUUCAAGAAAUAGGCGAAAAUUUAUAAAUACUGUUCAAGAAGCCAUCAGUUGCAAAUGAAAGAUUAGUCGUUAAUAAAUUAGGCAUGAAAUUUGAUCCUGUUUGUUGGAAGAAGAACCAUGAAAAAGGUAAAAUCCAAUUUGUUUGCAUUGUAAAUCUCAGGCAUUAUUGAAAUAGGAAUCGAAUUGCAAUGCCGAUAGAAGGUUAGCUUGUGCACAUUGCAUCAUCGAAGAACACCAGGAACAUAUCUCAAAUAAGAUAACAGUUGAGCAAUAUUGUGAUGCUUUUGAGAGCAAUUUUAAGAGCUAUCUCCUUUAAGUAACCUAAAUAAUUUAAAUAGAUAGCAAAAUUAGAGGAAUAUUACAAAAAAUGUAAAAUGCUGGAUUUAAUCAAUUAAAUAGAUAAAGAUCUCAGUAUCGUUCUCGAAAUUGUUAAACAAUAACUAAAAGUCUUAAGGGAUUUCUACGUUUAAGAAAUCCAAAUUCAUGCUGAAUAAAACAAUUCAGCUCUGAUCUCAUUUUAUAAUACAGAAAAAUAGACCUUGUCUAAAAUAAAAGACUACGCGCAAAAGAAUCUAUUUGAGAUGACUCCAGCUGAAAUGGAUCAUAGUAUGUUAUUGUUAGGUCCAAAUCAUUUGGAAAACAUAACAGUUAAAUUAUAGUAAUUCGGUGAUCAAAAUUCUAUUGUCUAAAGCACUUUGAAAUCAUAAUGGAAACUCAUUUAUGAAUAAUUAGAAGAAUCAUUAAUUGAUGCUAUAGCUUAAAUUAGCUAGAAUAACUUGGAUUUUAAUUAGCCAACAAUUAAAGAAACCUAAUAAGAAAACGUUAAACCUAAUAACUAAUAAUAAUAAGAUUUCUAGAAACUGAAUAUAUAAGAUAUCAAGAUUUAAAAUAAAUAGAUAAAUUAAUAAUACACAUAAAACUAUUAAUAAAUACCUCCUUAACAAUCCCAAGACUCCUAAUAGAUUAAAAAAGAAGUCAGCAAACAUAGUGGUAAUAAUGUACAAUAAUAAUCAAACCCUUCAAUUAAUUUAACUAAUAAUCAAUUAUAAUCGAAUAGUCCUAAAGCUUCCAAUGAAGAGUAGAGUUAUAAAUAGAAUUUUAGUAUUAGUCAUCAUUAAGUGACUUCGCCUUUGAAAAGUGGAGUAAAUAUAGCGACUUUUGGCAAUUUAGGUAAUGCCAAUUAGAAAUCCUUGAAAAAACACAUGUCUCAACCUAAAACUAAUGAAAUUUCUGCUCAAUCAAAUGCUAAAUCCAGUUCUCUUGUUCGAUAAACUAGUGGCAAUGGAGUGAAUUACUAUUACUAAAGUGAUAGCAAACACCUAGUAGGCAGAAAGAAUGGCUAUCAUAUGUAAACUCUUACUUCCUCAUCAUAAUAAAAAUAAUAAUAAUAGUUUGAAAGAAGACUAUCAGCUCCGAAGAUAUAAAAUACUCAUUUUAAUUGCAAUUACAACAAUAUGAAAUGUGUUCAUAAUGAUAUUGUUAAAACAAGCCCUGUUUUCAGUUGCUGUAAUUGGGUAUUUAUACUUAUGUAUUAAUAUCUAGGCAUUUCCAUGUUACGAAUGCCAUGACAUGAUUUCAACACAUAAAGCACACAUAACAGUUCCUUCAUAAAGAUUCUGCUUGAAUUGCUAUGAAAUAUUCUCUGUAAAUUUAUUGUCUACAGUAGAUGUCAAAUGUUAUAAAUGCUAAUGA
This is a messenger RNA of Paramecium octaurelia, 1760 nucleotides long. The record is from the annotation of a GenBank genome assembly. Lineage: Eukaryota; Ciliophora; Oligohymenophorea; Peniculida; Parameciidae.